GCGAGAGGCAGGAGAGCACGAGGGAGGCGCAAUCGACCUGUCGAAAGAGCGCUUGCGUCCGUGGACACCAAGCAGGCGCGCAUUCACCUAUGGACCAAACGGAUAUUUGAUCUGUCAUCGUUGGGGAAUCGGCAGAAACAGUAUUCCAUGCCUCUCCUUCGCCUGGUCAUUGAUGGGAAACCAACUAGACCGGAUCACCCAUCUCAACUACAGCGAGCUACCCACCGGAGAUCCGGCGGGCAUUGAGAAGGACGAACUGCGGGUCGGCGUGGCUUACUUUUUCUCGGAUGAAGAAGACGAACUGGACGAGCGUUCACAGUCGGACAGUUACACCAAGGACAACAACAGCAGCCCAAGCAAGGACGGUCCCGUGUCGGUCGACGAGGUCGAGUACUCUGCCUUCUGCUGUCAGGAAUGUAUUUUCUCCAAACUGCGAGAGAACGAGGACCUGAACGUGUACUCGGUGAAAACUUUGCUCACCAUGUGCAAGCCGGGUGAUCUGCUGGAGCUGGUGGGCAAUGCCCAGCCGCCUCACUGGGCGAUAUUCGUGCGGGAGGAUCAGAUCAUCCACCUGCACAAAGGCGAGAUCCGUAAGGACAGCCUGCCGGAGAUAAGCAGCGGCCGCCAGGGCAGGAUUGUGAAUAAUCGCUACCGCUAUCGGUCGCUGCCCGCGGAGCUGGUUAUGCAGAAUGCCUGUGGACACCUGGGGCUCAGUAGUGCCGAGAUUUGCUGGACGAACUCGGAGAGUUUCGCUGCCUGGUGCCGCUUCGGGAAACGGGAGUUUAAGGCUGGGGGAGAGGCGCAUUCCGCCGAGCAACGUUAUUUCCUCAAGGUGCACCUCUCGGAGACCACCGUGCACACACUUAUGUUUCGCAGCCUUGAGGAUUUGAUACGGGAGAGACGAAGGGUGGACGCUAGUGGAAUUCUCAAAGAGCUGUCGUUGGUUAAUGGGAAAGAGUGAUACCUUAUUCGAUUACCAUGGUCUGGUUUCCCACCCUUACAAACCCCUGUGGACCUGUUGGGACUCUGCAUGCCUACAGUGAGGGCUGGCGUGCUGGUUUUGCCGUUAUGUUGGAUAUUUGGAGUUUAAGCCCGCCUUUUUAAAGGACAACGCCCAUUGUUUUUGUGAGAGGGUUAAAGGAGUUCGAUAAUAUGCCAUCAAAAGUCACCUUGUACCUUUAAAAAAGUAACUAACACACACACACACACACACACACACACACACACACACACACACACACACACACACACACACACACACACACACACACACACACACACACACACACACACACACACACGCUCUUCAGAGUGAAAGAAAAGCAACUCGCAACUGCAUUUCAGCGCGCGCUCUGCGGCAAGACACUUGCUUCCUCAGCCUGCGCUGCCUGGCGCCCUCGUGCUUUGACGUUAUUUUUUUUUAUUAACCCCUUCCUCCACUGAAAAUGCUGGAGCAUCGGAGCUCACGACAGAUGCGGUCAGCCUCUUUUUUGGCCAUAACAACCCUUUCCAGCUUCAUCUUUCCCUGCUUCACAGACUUAAAAACAACAACUUUGCGCCCUGCUCCUCAGAAAAGGUGGCUAUGACAACCACUAUUUUAGUAUCAUAUUUUGUGUACUUGGACAUUCGGUUUUUUUAGUCAUAUUUUUGUAUUUCAGUUACCAAACGCCCCCUUUGUUUUUCCUUUCGGUUGAAUAAAUGUAGAUUGCCAUAUGGACAAAACUAAAAAUGUUGUGCUCAAAUGUCAAAAAAAAGAAAGAAAGAUACAUUUGUACGUGUACGUCUGUGCCUCUGUGUGUGUGUGUGUGUGUGUGUGUGUGUGUGUGUGUGUGUGUGUGUGUGUGUGUGUGUGUGUGUGUGUGU
Engraulis encrasicolus (European anchovy) is the source of this 1863-nucleotide messenger RNA. It is a transcript of the gene lratd1, whose product is annotated as LRAT domain containing 1. The record is from RefSeq and is a predicted model, not a curated record. The transcript has 2 exons. Bases 173 to 961 code for a protein of 262 amino acids. Gene Ontology annotation, biological process: cell motility; cell morphogenesis. Lineage: Eukaryota; Metazoa; Chordata; Actinopteri; Clupeiformes; Engraulidae.